Messenger RNA from Gorilla gorilla gorilla (western lowland gorilla), 1204 nucleotides. It is a transcript of the gene SMIM44, whose product is annotated as small integral membrane protein 44. The transcript has 2 exons. Lineage: Eukaryota; Metazoa; Chordata; Mammalia; Primates; Hominidae. The record is from RefSeq and is a predicted model, not a curated record. Bases 39 to 488 code for a protein of 149 amino acids.
GGGUCACCUCCGGGCCUCCCCUGUGCCGGGCGGACACCAUGCCGGGGCUGGCGGCCGAGGGGGAGGCCGAGGGCUGGAGCCCGUCCCCGCCGCUGUACGAGGAGUACCGGCCGCCGCCCCUGGACAGCAUCCACCUGCCCAGGUACGUGCUGUACCUGCUGCUGGCCGCGCUGGUGGUGGUGGCCGUCGCCUACGCCAUCGUCGGGCACCUCAUCAAAGACCUCGCGCACGACCUGGCCGACUGGGCGUUUGGCCCGAAGCCAGACCAGGAGGCCGCACCCCGGGAGCUGCGCCCCAGCCUGACCGGCGAGGACUUGGAGGGGCUGGACCUGCAGCUGGCCCUGGCCUGGCAGGGCGAGGAGGACGCCGGCGGGGGUGGGGAGGGAGCCCCCUCUGAACCCCCGCCUCCCCCGGAGCCCCGCAGACCCUCCAUUGCCUUCAAGGACCCCCCAUCCCGAAGCUCCUUCUGGAAGCUGAUGGCAACUUGAAUCCUGAAUCCGGGUUCCGGACGCUUUGGCAGUCGUGUAGACAGAACUUACGCGCGCCGGAGCCCUUUCUGCAAACCCUGAGCUGCCCGGUCGCAGCGGAUGGCUUUCUCCUUCCCAGCAGACGGGUUUCUUUUUCCCAGCCGGCAGGUUCCGGGGGUUGGACGCUGGCGACUUUCACAUACGCAGAGCCUGCCCGGCUCAGCCUCAGCCAAGCCGUCAGCAAACUGUGAAUUAGAAACACUAGGGCGAUUUAAAACGUUGUAAUAUUAUCGGCCAGCCUUACCGAGUGCUUAGCGUGUACCUGCUGCUGUGCAGAGCAGGCUUUUUCUAUGCAGUAUCUCAUUUAAUCCUCCGAGGUAGGACUGAUCGCCCCCACUUAACAGAUGGGGAAACCGAGGCACGCAGUGAUGAAGUGGCUUCACCGAGGUCUCAGAGCACAGAGUGCUUUUCUCAGAAAAAGGCCAGGCAACUGACUGACUUUGGAGGGCCGGAUCUCCAAGGCGGGUCCUGCCCCCACCACCUCUGCUGGGCUCCCCUAGCUCCAAAUCUUCUCCAGCCCCCACCUCGGCUGCUGGGUCUGCUUGUCUCUGGGGGGUGGUCCUGACUUCCUAAUCAGAUCGAGAGCUCCCAGACAGCACCAAGGCCUCCUUCCCUUCCAAGCCCUGCACAAGACGGGAUACACAGUCAGAGUUUAAUAGAUGCCUGCCUGGCUGGUU